GGUAAUAGUUUCCCCGGAAGUACUUGUAUAGAAAGGUUAAAGGGUGGAUUUGAGAAUUUGGUUUGUAGUUCUGGCGUUUACCGUAUCGUUUAAGAGAAUGGAGAUUACCCGGAAAAAUUUUAAAGAAAGUUUAACAACCGUAUAUGAAGCAAUUGAAGAAGCAGAUUUUCUAGCAAUUGAUGGAGAGUUUUCAGGAAUCAGUGAUGGACCACCUGUCUGUACACUAACAAAUGGUCUCGAUACACCAGAAGAAAGGUAUCAGAAACUUAGAAAGCAUUCCAUGGACUUUUUGCUGUUUCAGUUUGGCCUUUGCACUUUUAAACAUCACCAUGCAGAAGCAAAGUACAUAAUGAAGUCUUUCAACUUUUAUGUUUUCCCAAAGCCUUUUAACAGGACGUCGCCUGAUAUUAAAUUUGUUUGUCAGAGUUCAAGCAUAGAUUUCCUAGCUAGCCAAGGCUUUGACUUCAAUAAAGUCUUCAGGGAUGGGGUACCAUACUUGAACCGGGAAGAGGAGCGACAGUUGCGAGAGCAAUAUGAGGAAAAAUUAUCACAAGCCAAUGGUGCAGGCACACCAUCUUUUAUUUCACCUAACACAGCCAAGGGCCCAGUAGUAGUUCCAGAGGAACACAAAGUAUUUAUUGAUAAAGUUGUGCCUACUUCAACACAUCAAAAGCCCACAAUAUCGAAGACCAAAUCAUGGAGAGAAAAGUAUCGAAACCUCACUUCAUUUAACAACCGGAUCGUCGAAUCUAUUCCCAUAAAAGAUCGAUACAUUGUCAUCAGUAGAGCUGAUGAAGAAGAACGCAAAAGAAGAGAACAACAAAAGCAGGCCAAGGAGCAGGUGCGAUCUCAAGAAAGAGUCUCUGCAGCACUUUGGGAAGAACUGAAUGAUGCUGUUGGCUUUUCCAGAAUAAUUCAUGCAAUUUCCAAAUCUGCUAAACUUGUUGUAGGACAUAACAUGCUGCUGGACAUAAUGCAUACGAUACACCAGUUUUACUGCCCCUUGCCGGAAGUAAGUAACUCCUCAGCCCAAGUAAGCAUUUGCAUAUAUACAAGGAUUCUGGAUACCAAGUUAAUGGCAAGCACGCAGCCUUUUAAAGAAAUUAUUAAUAACACAUCCCUCGCAGACCUGGAAAAACGAUUAAAAGAAUCACCAUUUCAUCCUCCAGUAGUUGAAAGUGCAGAAGGCUUUCCACGUUAUGACACUGCAGCAGAACAACUUCAUGAAGCUGGCUAUGAUGCCUAUAUAACUGGCCUGUGCUUCAUCUCAAUGGCUAACUAUCUAGGUUCUUUUCUAACGCCUCCAAAACUACGUGUGUCUUCCCGAUCCAAGAUUGUUGAACCAUUUUUUAACAAACUUUUUCUCAUGAGGGUUAUGGACAUCCCAUAUGUCAACCUGCAAGGACCAGACUUGCAACCAAAGAGAGAGAAUGUUCUACAUGUAUCCUUUCCCAAGGAGUGGAAGACCAGUGAUCUUUAUCAACUUUUUAGUGCCUUUGGUAACAUAUUGGUGUCUUGGAUAGAUGAUACAUCAGCUUUUGUAACCCUCACCCAGCCUGACCAGGUAAAAAUAGCUGUAAACACCAGCAGAUAUGCUGAAAGCUACAGAAUUCAAACCUAUGCUGAGUAUGUGGAAAAGAAACAAAAUUCUACACAUGCAAAGCGGAAGUGGGUUGAAGAUGGCUGGAAAGAGGUUGAAACAAAAAGGCUGAAAACUCAGUAUACAACAUAUGCAUCCCAAGAAUCCUUCAAUAAUGCAGUACACAGGUCUGUUUAA
Molecule: messenger RNA, 1777 nt
Organism: Protopterus annectens (West African lungfish)
Lineage: Eukaryota; Metazoa; Chordata; Ceratodontiformes; Protopteridae
Gene: PARN
Product: poly(A)-specific ribonuclease
Exons: 21
Coding region: 98-1777 (559 amino acids)
Biological process (GO): nuclear-transcribed mRNA poly(A) tail shortening
Cellular component (GO): cytoplasm; nucleus
Molecular function (GO): metal ion binding; RNA binding; poly(A)-specific ribonuclease activity
Source: RefSeq, a predicted model, not a curated record